AAAAAAUUAUGGGACGAAUGAAAAUAUGUGAUUAUGUAUUAUUUUAAAGUAUUUAAGCGUUUUAAAGCUGUGAAUAUCUAUAGUAAAUUGAAAAAACCUUAGCAUUAAAACAAUAACAUAAAAUAGCAAUAUCAACAACAUGAGCAGUAGUCACCAAUAUUUACAAAAUUCCAAUGCUUCUAAAAGCGUCUCCACAAGAUUAGGUGAUAUCGAACACUUGACACAAUUAUCUGAAAAUUUGGCAUCACUUUGCCUCAGUCAUGAAUAUUCCGACAUUAUUUUGGUUGUGGAGGGUCAAAAAUUGCAUGCUCACAAAGUAAUAUUGGCUGCUCGAAGUGAUUAUUUUAGAGCCUUAUUAUAUGGAGGGUUGAAAGAAUCUACCCAAGCAGAAAUAGUUUUACCAGAUGCACCUCUUAAGGCCUUUAAAUUUCUUCUCAAAUAUAUUUAUACAGGUCAUAUGUUUUUGAUGACCCUUAAGGAAGAUGUAAUAUUAGAUGUGUUAGGUUUGGCUCACCAGUAUGGAUUUCAAGACUUGGAAGCAGCCAUAUCAGAUAUACUAAAGCAAUUGUUGGCACUGAGAAAUGUGUGUGCCAUACUGGACACAGCACAUUUGUUCGGUUUGGAUAAAUUAGUUUCUGUUUGUCAUAAUUUUUUAGAUAGGCAUGCCACGGAAAUAUUACAGCAUGAGAGCUUUCUACAACUAUCUCAGAGAUCUUUAAUAGAACUCCUGGAACGCGACUCUUUUUUCGCGCCGGAAGUGGAGAUAUUCCGGGGCGUGUGCCACUGGUGCAAAGCGAACGAGGACUCGAACGAUUUGUCGAUGAAGUGCGUCCGGUUGCCGUUGAUGAGCGUGGCCGACCUGCUGUCCGUCGUCCGUCCGGCCGGACUCGUCAAACCGGACUCCUUGCUCGACGCCAUAGCGGAAAGGACCAACGUCCGGCUGAGCAGCUUGCCCCACAGGGGACAGCUGGUGAUAGAGGAAAACGUGGCCAGUCCAAGACUGGGAUCCAAAGUAGUGGGGGGUGAGUUGAUGGAGUACCUCCUUGACGGAGACUACUACACCUACGACAUGGACAAAGGAUACACUAGACACUCCAUUAACGGGCCUGCUGACCAAGGCAUAAUCGUCAAAUUGGGAUUUCCUUCCAUCAUAAACCACAUAAGAAUGUUGCUGUGGGACAGAGACUUAAGAUCCUACAGUUAUUACAUUGAAGUGUCGAUGGAGCAGAAAGAUUGGGUGCGCGUGGUGGAUUACAGCCAGUACUGCUGUCGAUCUUGGCAGUACUUGUAUUUCGAAAGGCGCGUGGUACAAUACGUUCGAAUAGUAGGCACUCACAACACGGUUAACAAAGUUUUUCAUUUGGUUUCCUUCGAGGCGUCUUGCGUCGCCAAUAUACCCAAAAUGGUGAACGACAUCAUUUCCCCUAAUUACAAUGUGGCAACGUUGGAUAAAAGCGCCGUUGUCAUCGAGGGUGUGAGCCGUUCUAGAAAUGCCUUACUUAAUGGCGAUACGAAACAUUACGAUUGGGAUUCAGGAUACACUUGUCAUCAGUUAGGAUCAGGGGCUAUAUUAAUUCAACUAGGUCAGCCGUAUAUAAUUUCUUCCUUACGCCUUCUUUUAUGGGAUUGUGACGAUAGAAGCUACAGUUAUUACAUAGAAUCUUCGGUAAACGUUUGGGAUUGGGAAAUUGUCGUGGAUUAUACCAGGGAAAGUUGUAAAUCCUGGCAAGUGAUUAAAUUCCCUCCUAGACCCGUUGUUUUUAUAAGAAUCGUCGGAACACAUAAUACCGCCAACGAGGUGUUUCAUUGCGUACAUUUUGAAUGUCCGUCGAGUUGUGAUAAUUUGGCGACGUGCUCCAAGAGCACUAGCGCCGUUUCUGGCGGAGCAAAGGAAGCUUCGGCUUCGGGAGAGGACCCUGUGGCACAACCCACUGAAACCGCCACGGAAGCGGAAGAAAUUCCGGCGGAAGCCGCCGGUGAAAAUUUAUCAGAUUAAAUUAAUUCAAUAAAUUUUCGUUGUUGGAGCUUUAACGAUUAUAAUUAUAUUUUUCUAGAAAAUAUCGACAAGAAAAAACUGUUAUAAAUAAAUAAAUAUUCACUGUUCAUUGAAGAUGCCUUUUGUAAGAUUAUUAAAGCAAUAAAUAAAAUUAUGGAUAUACAAACAUUUAUUGUUUUUGAUUAAGGCGAUGCAGUGAAAUAAAAGUUCGUGUGUAAACUGUUAAGUUAUGUUUACACGCGAAAUCUUAUUUUGCAUGUACUUGUGCAAACUCGCCUAAAGACAUUUCAUGUAAUUAAAUUAUAAUAAAAAGUUUUUAACUGUU
Molecule: messenger RNA, 2321 nt
Organism: Brassicogethes aeneus
Lineage: Eukaryota; Metazoa; Arthropoda; Insecta; Coleoptera; Nitidulidae
Source: the annotation of a GenBank genome assembly